UUUAUCUUUAGGACACGUCAGUACUAAGGAUUACAAGAAUGUGUCAAAUUAACAGUUAAAUUAAAUUAUAUCAAAACAAGCUUUAUAGAGAUUAUGAUGAAUUUAAUAUUUGUUUUGUUUCUAAAUUAUUUUGCUAUAACAUGUGCUGAUGUAAUAGUAGAAACUAAGUUAGGUAAAGUGGCAGGUAAAAGAGUGGAAUCAGUUUUACCAAAUGAGAAAUAUUAUUCAUUCUUGGGUAUACCCUAUGCUGAACCACCAGUUGGUGAACUGAGAUUCAAGUCUCCAAAACCUCGUCAAAGUUGGACUGGUGUUCUCGAAGCAAAAAAGGAGAGAAAAGCAUGUCCACAAUUUUACUUACCUGUCAGAUCAACGAAAAAAAUUGGCUUCUUCGGUGACGAAGAUUGUUUAUAUCUCAGUGUUCACACGCCUAACGUUCCUGAGCCAAAUCAAAAUCUACCAACGAUUGUAUUUUUAUACAAUGAACAGUUUCGUAUAUCCUUCAAUGGUACAAAAGAUUAUAACCCGGAUUUUUUUAUGAAAGAAAAUGUUAUUGUUGUAACUCUUCAUCACAGAAUAGGAGCAUUGGGUUUCCUUUCAUUUGGUGACGAAGUACUCCCAGGGAAUUACGGUCUUCGGGAUGUCUUAUUAGCUCUAAAAUGGAUACAACAAAAUAUAAAAAGAUUUGGUGGCGAUCCAUCGAAAGUAACGCUAAUGGGCAGUCAAGGUGGCGGUGCAAUCGCUGAUUUACUAUUACAAUCUCCUAAAGCAGAAGGCUUAUUCAGUGGUGUUAUAUUACAGAGUGGAUCUUCAUGGAACCCGUUAUACUUAGAUACGAAUCCCAGUAAAAGGGCAAAAGGUCUCGGCGAAGCAUUAGAAGAAAUAGUCACAACAAGUUCCUAUUUCUUAAAACGCUUAGCUGACUUCUCAGCACAAGCAAUAGCGGAAUCUGAACAUUUAUCUAUACAUGCAGACGAAGCACGAUCUGUACAAAGAGGAUUGGUUGCUUUUGGACCGAGUAUUGAACCAGAUCACCCGGAAGCGUUAGUCACUACUUUACCUGAAGAAGCAAAUUUUAAAAUAAAUGUUCCCGUAAUGAUUGGUUAUAAUUCACGAGAGGCUAUUGAAAUAGGAGAGCGAAUCUUGAACAAGCCGCAGUACCUGACAUUUGCUGAUAGAGAUUUCCUUUUCAUGUUACCUAUAAGGGUUAAAUUCCAUUUUCAAAUAAAUGAUAAUGUAUAUUACGAUGCUAUUGAAAAAAUUAAAGAAUUUUACUUUGACGGAGGAUAUAUAAAAAUUAGUAAACCAGGAGAGUUUUUGUCUUAUUUAAAUGAUAUAUCUGUAUUUUACAAUACUGAUUAUGCUGUUAGAAAGUAUACGAAUAUUUCGAGUUUUCCAGUAUAUUAUUAUGUUUUUGACUACAGCGGAGAAUUGAAUAUGAGGAAGAAGGCAUCACUUCAAAAUGCUGUCAAUUUAGAUGGGACAUGGGGAGCAUCAGCAGGGGACGAACUAUGUUAUUUAUUUAUGUGCAAUCCUAGGAAGGUCUACAAAAAAUUACUUGAAGACGAAGAUUCAGAGGAAAUUAAAGUUUUAACGAACAUGGUUAAAAUGUGGACAAACUUUGCUAAAACUGGGAAUCCAACACCACCAGGAAGUAACUUUACAUGGAAACCAGCGACAAAAGAUAAUAGAGAAUGUCUUGUUAUAAGUGAUGAACUUGAAAUGAAGAGUAACAUUAACGAAGAUAUUGUGAAAUUCUGGGAUGAAUUUAUAUCAAACUACAGUGAAAAAGCUGUCGAUAAUAUUAUAAAAGACGAAGUGAAAGACGAAUUGUAA
This is a messenger RNA of Papilio xuthus (Asian swallowtail), 1833 nucleotides long. RefSeq names its product esterase E4. The transcript is spliced from 3 exons. The record is from RefSeq and is a predicted model, not a curated record. Lineage: Eukaryota; Metazoa; Arthropoda; Insecta; Lepidoptera; Papilionidae. The coding region runs from base 94 to 1833 and encodes 579 amino acids.